AUGGCGUUCUGUACAGGUUCUCCUGAGCCCAAAGCCUCGCCAACGAUGGCCGCAGCUACCAAUUUUUCAAAAAAGACCAUUUUUACUUCACCUCAGCGAGACCAAAGUCGUGGAAAUAUAUUGCAUUCCAGACCAUCCAUACUCGGCCUCUUUGAAAGGCCUGAUUUGUACAGUAACCGAGCUGGGGUGGUUCGGCCCGAGCUGGCUCAUUGGCGGUUCGAGUCCCACUGGCACUGCCGGGAAGGCAUCAAAGCUGCGGUCGCCCACGUGCGUCGCCCGGGAAAUGGUGGAAUGGCUUUCGGUUUCGGUAACACUGCCAUCGAAUGGAUCGUAUAA
Protopolystoma xenopodis is the source of this 336-nucleotide messenger RNA. The record is from the annotation of a GenBank genome assembly. NCBI's taxonomy places the organism in Eukaryota, Metazoa, Platyhelminthes, Monogenea, Polystomatidea, Polystomatidae.